Paramecium pentaurelia is the source of this 278-nucleotide messenger RNA. NCBI's taxonomy places the organism in Eukaryota, Ciliophora, Oligohymenophorea, Peniculida, Parameciidae. The record is from the annotation of a GenBank genome assembly.
GAUGGAGUAAAAGCAUUUAAUGGUAUAAUAUUAUGAAUAAUGUUUAAGAGAUAUUAUGUUGAAGAAUAAUAGGCAUUACAUAGAGCAGCUGCAGUUUAUGGUUCUGGGUUGGCAAUGCAAUUAAAUUUGGAAAGAAAUAUUUUAGGAGCUCCAGGAUAAUCAUCAUAUAUUCAUUUAGAGAUAGCUAUGAAUAAAUUGAAUGAUAUAGAUGAAUUAGAUUUUAUGGGAAAUAAGAAAUUUGAAUAAGAAUAUGUGAAAGGAUUUUAAUAAAUAUGAAC